This is a messenger RNA of Clarias gariepinus (North African catfish), 1332 nucleotides long. RefSeq names its product ALG5 dolichyl-phosphate beta-glucosyltransferase (gene alg5). Gene Ontology annotation, cellular component: endoplasmic reticulum membrane. NCBI's taxonomy places the organism in Eukaryota, Metazoa, Chordata, Actinopteri, Siluriformes, Clariidae. The record is from RefSeq and is a predicted model, not a curated record. The transcript is spliced from 10 exons. Bases 237 to 1208 code for a protein of 323 amino acids.
AUGUGGUUUAGUACACUUCACUUCCGCAUAGGUGUUUUAGCCUGAGUGGAGGCAAACCUUCAUGAUGGAGAGUUUAACUGCUCCUCCUAGUUAAGUCACACUCAUUGUCUAAUCCUCAAUAGACGUAAACCUGAAAAUCGUGUUUGUAAAAGCCGUCGUCUGUAUGAGCUGGUCAGAAAGCGCUCCCUGCCCGCUGACACUUCCUCCUGACUGAGCUGCUCACUCGGGAGUGGAGAAUGGAGCUCGGGCUGUGUGAAGUCAUCCACUGCUUACUGGCCCUGGCUGUCUUCAUCCUGCUCGUGCUUGUUGUAAUCGCCCAUGUCACUGCUGGGAUGGUGGAUCAGAGGUGUGAUGAGAAGGAGAAGCACUUUCUCACUGCGGCGGGUGUGAGAAAGCCUUUCCCCAGUCUGUAUGAGCCUCCUUCGCUGGAACUUUCUGUGGUGGUGCCUUCCUACAAUGAGCAAUCCAGACUGCCUGUUAUGAUGGAAGAAGCCAUGGAGUAUCUUGAGAAAAGACAGAAGAAAAAUCCUUCAUUUACCUAUGAGGUCAUUAUAGUCGAUGAUGGCAGCAAAGACAAAACUACAGAGGUUGCCUUAGGAUACACAAAAAAGUUCGGGGAGGAUAAAGUGAGGGUACUGACUCUAGUGAAGAACAGAGGGAAAGGGGGCGCUGUACGCAUGGGCACUCUGCGCACACGUGGACGUCUCAUCUUAAUGGCUGAUGCAGAUGGAGCCACAAAGUUUGCUGACAUUGAAAAGGCGGAGGCUGGACUAAAGAAUCUCAGUCAGAAACCAGACAACAUGGCUAUCGCUUGUGGGUCUAGGGCUCACCUGGAAAAGGAAUCAGUGGCUCAGCGCUCUCUGUUCCGGACCUUCCUGAUGUACGGCUUCCACUUCUUGGUGUGGUUCUUUUGCGUCAAAGGGAUCAAGGACACGCAGUGUGGCUUUAAGCUCUUUACUCGUGAAGCAGCGCUGAGGACAUUCAGCAGUCUGCAUGUGGAACGCUGGGCAUUUGAUGUGGAGCUUCUGUACAUCGCCCAGUGCUUUAAGAUACCUAUAGCUGAAGUGGCGGUUAACUGGACAGAAAUAGAAGGAUCAAAGUUAGUGCCGUUCUGGAGCUGGCUACAAAUGGGAAGAGAUCUCAUCUUCAUCAGACUACGGUACUUUACUGGUGCCUGGAAAUUGGAGUAUCCACGGAAAUCCCAGUAGACCUUGCUGCUGUUGGUGUGUGGAUUUACAUGAGCGUGCUGCAAUGUGUGCCAUGCAACACCCACAAAUGAUUGCUACAAAUGAUAGUGAGAUACUGUUGCCGUUAUUAAAUGACUACAAACUG